This is a messenger RNA of Phacochoerus africanus (Common warthog), 604 nucleotides long. It is a transcript of the gene GML, whose product is annotated as glycosylphosphatidylinositol anchored molecule like. The transcript has 3 exons. Bases 1 to 474 code for a protein of 157 amino acids. Lineage: Eukaryota; Metazoa; Chordata; Mammalia; Artiodactyla; Suidae. The record is from RefSeq and is a predicted model, not a curated record.
AUGCUGCUCCCGCUUGCCUUCCUCCUGAUCACGGCCUGGCCCUGGGGCUUCAUUGACCGAGGAGACGCCUGGACCUACAAUUUGAGAUGCCAUGAGUGUUUUGCCACCAACACCUUCUCUUGUAUAGACAUCAGAACGUGUCCUUAUCACAUCAGGCGCUGCCUGACUGUCUCCAUUCGUGUGAAUGCUCGGGAAAUACUCGUUUACAAGGACUGUACGUUCAACUGCACGUUUGUGUAUCCCGAAGAGCAAAUGCCGGAAGCGCCAAGGGCAAGAUACUGGGCUACGAACAGCUUCUAUUGGGUUCACUGCUGCAACACCAUGACGUGCAAUCACGGAGGACCUACUAAUCUUGAGAGGGACAUUGUACCCGAAGAGGCAAUUGAGGAGGAGUUGGGAGGGACCGUGCGUCUGGGGGAGGCCACCCUUUUCCUGAGUUUGGCCUCCGUCCUAGUCAGCCACGCCCUGACAUGAGAAGCCCCCUCGGGAGGGUCCGAGCCUCUCCCCGUUUCCCAGAACGCCUUGGCUGUCCUGGCAUCUCUCGUGAGCCAGAGACACUGCGCCUCGGGGCCCGCCGUGGGCGAGUUCCCCGUCUGGGGCUUCU